Messenger RNA from Staurois parvus, 469 nucleotides. NCBI's taxonomy places the organism in Eukaryota, Metazoa, Chordata, Amphibia, Anura, Ranidae. The record is from the annotation of a GenBank genome assembly.
UGGGGAGACGACUAUCAAGAGUCCAAUGCAGAGUGGCGGAGCAGAAGCAGCUUCAAUUGAAGGACCAUACACAGGCCUCGGUUAAAAAAGCGGAAGCCAUCAGCAGCGUGAGCAGACGACAGAGACACAUGGCGCAGGGUGGCGGUGGAUGCAGCAGUAUUCGGAAGCCAAACACAGGCCUCGGUUAAAAAGCGGAAGCCGUCAGCAGCGUGAGCAGACGACAGAGCACAUGGCGCAGUAUUCGGAAGCCAUUACACAGCCUAGGUUAAAAAGCGGAAGCCGUCAGCAGCGUGAGCAGACGACAGAGGCACAUGGCGCAGGGUGGCGGUGGAUGCAGCAGUAUUCGGAAGCCAAACACAGGCCUCGGUUAAAAAGCGGGAAGCCCAGCAGCAGUGUGAGCAGACGACAGAGACACAUGGCGCAGGGGUGGCGGUGGAUGCAGCAGUAUUCGGAAGCCAUACACAGGCCU